AUGCUGUGUUCCAGAGCCGUGCGUCGCCUGCCGCGGCGGGUCGUGUCCGCCAGGCAAACUGUGCGCUGCUUAGCCACUGAAGCCAAACUGUCACCGGAUUUUGUACGAAUCGUCGAGGUUGGCCCGAGGGAUGGGCUGCAGAACGAGAAGAAGGCCAUUCCCCUAGAGACGAAGAUCGAACUCAUCGAAAGGCUUGCGGGCACGGGCGUACAGACCCUCGAGGCUGGCUCGUUCGUACCGGCGAAAUGGGUUCCCCAGAUGGCAAGCACAUCGGAUAUUCUGAAACAUCUUUUAAAAUCACCGCCCAAGACAUCCAAUGCCGUUGCUUUCAACUACCUAGUUCCCAACAUCAAAGGACUUGAAUCGCUCGUCUCAACCGCCGAAUCUGAGGGCUUUUCACUCUCUACCGACUCCUCCGCCUCUGCAUCUUCUUCUACCUCUCUAGCUGCACCGCAACAUACUACUGAAAUCUCUCUCUUCGCCGCCGCCACCGAAGCUUUCUCCAAAGCCAACACAAACUGCACCAUCGCCGAGUCCCUCUCUCGCAUCGGGCCCAUUGUUGAUCUCGCCAAGAAGAAGAACAUCCGCGUCCGUGGCUAUGUCUCCGUCGCACUUGGCUGCCCAUACGAGGGACCGGACGUCGACCCGCACAAAGUCGCCGAAAUCACUGCCUCGCUGCUCUCCAUGGGUGCCGAUGAGGUCUCCGUCGCCGACACAACGGGAAUGGGCACAGCCCCGAGGACGCAACGACUGUUGAAAGUGCUUACUGCAGCGGGUAUUGCCCAUUCGGACCUUGCCCUGCAUUUCCAUGAUACGUAUGGACAGGCGUUGGUUAAUACGAUAGUGGGUUUGGAGCAUGGAAUUCGGGUGUUUGAUAGCAGUGUUGGAGGCUUGGGGGGAUGUCCGUACUCCAAGGGAGCGACUGGCAAUGUUUCGACGGAGGACCUGGUGCACACGCUCCACAGCCUUGGAAUGCAAACGGGCAUUGAUCUGGAGGAGAUGUCCCGGAUUGGAGAUUGGAUCAGCAAGGAGCUUGGUCGGCAGAAUGAUAGUAGGGUCGGCAAAGCUACAGUUAGCAAGCUCAAAGCAUAG
This is a messenger RNA of Uncinocarpus reesii 1704, 1092 nucleotides long. RefSeq lists its product as uncharacterized. The record is from RefSeq and is a predicted model, not a curated record. Gene Ontology annotation, biological process: ketone body biosynthetic process; L-leucine catabolic process. Bases 1 to 1092 code for a protein of 363 amino acids. Gene Ontology annotation, molecular function: hydroxymethylglutaryl-CoA lyase activity. The transcript has 2 exons. NCBI's taxonomy places the organism in Eukaryota, Fungi, Ascomycota, Eurotiomycetes, Onygenales, Onygenaceae.